This is a messenger RNA of Kockovaella imperatae, 2539 nucleotides long. RefSeq lists its product as hypothetical. The transcript is spliced from 4 exons. The coding region runs from base 264 to 2456 and encodes 730 amino acids. Gene Ontology annotation, molecular function: hexosyltransferase activity. Gene Ontology annotation, cellular component: membrane. NCBI's taxonomy places the organism in Eukaryota, Fungi, Basidiomycota, Tremellomycetes, Tremellales, Cuniculitremaceae. The record is from RefSeq and is a predicted model, not a curated record.
CAUCAUCAUCAUCAUCAUCAUCACUACUACUUCACCACACCACCAUCACCAUCACGUCCCCAACAUUCUCAUCUGACGACUCACCGCGUCGGGGGUUGGUGGUCGUCUCGGACUUUACCUCCGACGCGGGGCCGUCUUGUCCUUCCACUCCUCCACUCCGUCGCACCCUCACGUCUUCUGUUCCCUUGCAGGAUCUGGCGGGUGGAGCGACCGUUAGCAACAGUGGCGUCAGUACACCUCGAAGGCGACACUUGACCCUGGACAUGACGGGUCGCUCCAUGAGCGCAAAUAAUAUUCAUCAAGCAAGCUCUUCCGGCUACACCUCGCCAACGCGUAUCAAAAAUCCAAGCAUUGACGUCUUCUUAUCCGCUACAACCGCGCUCAUGCCUCUCGUGAGAGAUCCACAUCACAUCCUCCCCGUCUCAGUUCCCGGUACACCAGGUGGUUCACCGCCCCUCUCUCGACGAAACUCUCCACUCCCAUCCGCCCGUGCGUCCAUGCUCGACAUGGAAGCAGAGUACAACGCUCUCGCCGGUCCGUCUAGUCCUCGAACUUCCACGUCUACCGUGACACGCUCAGAUCCUGAAUCAGUCGAUGAAGAUGAAUUUCUACCGACCUAUCAGCGUAAUCAUGCUCCAUCAUGGUUCACAAGUGGCGUCGAGUCCAGUCUGGUCUCUCCAAAAAUCACCAACCAUCGUUCUAGGCCUCCACCGUUGAGAAUACCAUCGGGUCGUCCGAAACGAUGGAGAAGGGCUUUGAACGCCCUCGGAUUCACCGGCACUGGAUCACGCACCGGAACCAGAGUAAAAGAGAGGGAACGAUUGAUGAGCGACUUCUCGAGUCCCUUGUCGAGAGCAGAUGACCCAAAAUGGUUCACACGGACAAUGGCCUAUGUCCCAACUACCCCCUGGGGCAUCGUCUCCUUCCUCUUCUUCUUCGGCUGCUUCGCAGUCUCCAUGACCAUCCUACUCAAGUACAUUCUCGAGCCAGACAAGCAAGCGCUUCCCUGGCGAGCGUACUGCUCCUCUGACUACCCAACCCUCUACUCUCUCCAACACACCCGUGAUCCACUAGGAGAAUCUUUCGGACCUGGUUCAUCGGAGCACCCCCUUCCCCCUCCCACUUACCUCGACCACUCUCACCUUCCUCCGCACGGAUCAACCGAUGCACAUCGUAGCCUCUUCCCCUUUGGCUCUUCCGACACGCUCACUUUGAAGCCACUGACAUCUGACAUGUCCGCUUGGCCGUUUCCAGGUCAGUCAACAGCUCCUCGUGCUGGCGAAAUCCAGAGCGCACUCUCCGACACACCUCCAGUGGGCGUCUUUGUCGGCGUCUUCACAUACGACGCGGCCGUCGCUAGGCGGAAUAUGAUCCGCAUGAGCUACGCGAGUCAUGCUCGGAGUCGAAAAGUGGGCAGUAAAAGCGUGAGACUUAGGUUCAUUAUGGGUCGACCGUCUCACCGGCAUCGAAAGGCGGUCGAGCUCGAAAUGGAAGCCUUCAAUGACAUUGUCAUCUUGGAUAUUCCCGAAAAUAUGAACCAAGGAAAGACUCACGCCUACUUCACAUGGGCUGCUGAGCACGCCAUGGUCGACGAUUACGACUUUGCGACAUACGAUCUUCCUGUUCCUGCGAGCCAGAGCGACGUUGCUGCUCGUCCCAAGCCAGUGCAAAAGGGCGAGCGCAGACCAGAUUAUAUCGUCAAGGCAGACGAUGACUCGUUCAUCAUGCUUGGAGAGCUCGAAAGGCGACUACGAGUGAUACCUAGAAAAAUGGCAUAUUGGGGUUACCUCGUGAAGAACAAAUUUAUGGGUGGUCAAUGUUAUGCCCUCUCACUCGAUCUCGCCGAAUACGUCGCUUCGUUCCCUCCCCUUCGACAGAUGACCCACGGCAAGGAGGAUAAGCUGGUCAGCCGCUGGAUGACAGUACACCCCCAGAAGGAGAACAUUGUUUGGGUAUCGGAAAAAUGCGGAAUCUACGAUCACCCUCGAGCUGGAACAGUCUACUCACACGGCUUCUUAUUUCCUUCGGAAAUCGCCAAGACGAGAGAAGAGCAGUCAACGGGGUUGGAUACCGAGACGACUCUGCUUCGCGGUGGGCUUCUGGCCGACGCGUACUCGACGGUGUCCAAAUUUGGGGUCCCGUUCCGUCCUCUGAGAGGGAUCAAGACGGCUGAACAGAAUGUUGAAUCGCUUGUUGAAGGGUCCCCAUUGUCCAAAUUGCGCGACUAUCCUCAAGGUCCGGCUUCCGUCCCAGAGUCUGAAUGGAGGGUCAAAUCGAACACUGAAAAAGUUUCAACCUUAUUCGACAUGCGACCAAGUCGAUCGUCUAGAUUUCUCGACGACGCCGAUGAAAGGGGAGGAACAGUGGUAGUCCAUUACAUCAAGAAGAGAGAAUGGUUCAUCGAAACCAUGGUGGCGCUGCUUGGCACGUCAGAGCACCAUCUCAAAGGGACUUAAGGGUGACCAUUGUCCUAGAGAUUUGUCUAGCUGUACAUAGCUUAAUAAUGUUGGAUCAAUCUACAUUGUGCAUGAUCCAAUUU